UGAAACAAGAUUACUUGUAUUAACCAUUCGUGAAUAAUUUUCAAUGUUUUAUUUUUUUAUAUUUUAAUUUUUUGUUUAUAUCCAAAAAUGUCUAAUUUUGUAUUAUGUUUUCUCUAAACACUUAAUACCAUUACAUGAAAUUGUUAACAUUUUUAGAUUUUAAAUAGGCUGUUCAUAAAAUAUGAAUAAUAAGGAUAUUCGCGAGUUGAAUAAAGAUUUGAGUAAUUGUAUACGAAAGUUAGAUUCCAAUAAAAUCACUGAAAGAAAGAUAUUCAGAGAAGAACUAAAACAUCUCUUAGAACGUGACAAUAUUGUUGAAUUUCUAAAUAAUAAUUGUGAACUCAAUGAUCAACAUUAUGACAUUCCUGAAGAAAACUUAGUUACAUGGAAAAGUCUAUUACUAAGUUGUCACAAAUGCUUUAUUAUGGAAGUUGAGAAAGAGCUGAAAAAGCAAGUUAAAGUAAACAGUUUUAAAGUUCAACAGCCUAUUUUAGAUAGUUGUUCUUGUUUACUAAAAAUAGUUAUAAAUAAAGCUAACCAAACAAAACCAUGUCUACAAAUUGUAGACUUAUUAAAUUGCAUUAUGGAUGUAUCCAAGAAUAAUAUUUACCAAAUGUAUGCAGGAGAAGUAUAUUAUAAAAUCUUAGAACAAAAUGUACUGUCACGAAAAUAUUAUUGGCCAAUUUUAGGGGAAUAUUGGAAUGAUAUUUUUAAAUUAGCUUGCAAUAUUUACGUAGAAAACUUUCAAAGCAUUUCACUUAAAAUAAUGAAACAAAUUAUAAAUAGAGGACAUAAUCAAUCUUGUGUAACAUUAAGCAUAAAAAAAAGGUUAUUUUCUUAUUUAAAGAAAGCAAUAAAAGAUAGCAUUGAAACCAAUAAAGAUUAUACUUUCAAAGAAGACAUUAUUAACCUAGUAUAUACAGCUUAUAAAAUGAUUGGAGUUGAAUGCCGUAUGUCGCUCUGUGAAUUUUCCGAAGAAAAUGGAAUAACUCUAAUACAUUUUUAUAAAAAUAAUGGAUUAAAAAAGGUACAAAAAUAUAUGUAUAAAUUACUCAUCAAAUUUAUUGAAAUUCAUCAUCCUAAGUUGGUUGGUUUUGAACACAAAGCUUCAUGUAUUGUCAAUAAAAAUAUUUGGUCACAGGUUCUAUUUGAAAUAUAUCAAUUUGCUCAUCAAGAAAUUCAAAUUACUAAAAAUAAUCCCAUUGAAAAUUGUCUAUAUUACCUUGAACAGCUGGCUGUUGUAGCUUUUAAUGUGGUUUAUAUGUGUAUUAAAUCGGACUCGAUGAAUUUUACACCAAACAAUUUUUCUACAUCAAAGAAACAAAAGCUUGAUAUCAGUUUAUUAAAUUUUGUUGAUAAUAUAAAUCCUUUAAGGUCUAUAGAAAAUAAGUAUUUUUGGACAUCCAUAGUCACACAAAUUCUGAAAAGUAAUUCAACUACGGUACCAUUAUCUGAUAAUGAAUACAUUUAUUUGAUAGAAAAAAUUUCAAAAAUGUUUAAUGUUUGUAAAGAUAAAAACGUAGUCAAAUGUCUACUUGAGUGUUGCAAAGUUUUAAUUGAAAUAGAAAAAAAAAGUUGUUUCAAUUUUUUUGAUUCUUAUCGAGCAAAAUGUUUUUAUAAAGAUGUUUGGAACUAUACAUUAAAGAAUAUUACUUCAAAUGAUAACCUUGAAACUUCUCACAAUUUACUACAAUCUCUAAUUUUAUCCAAUUACUGGCAAAAUGAGCUUUAUGUUGAAAUAAUACGACUCUAUGUGAACAAAAUAGUCGAACCAAAUGAUUUCAGUUUAAGAACUUUGAUUGUUUUGUUCAAGGAAAAAGAUUAUUUAGGACACACUAAUAAUGAAUCUUAUAUGGAUGUUUUAUUUGAGUGGAUGUUGCCAUUAAAAAUACACCCGGCUUCUACUUCAGCUCUCUCAAAAGUAGAUCCGAAAUUACUUGCAGUCAUUAUUGUUUUUAUGAUAACUAAUAUUUGGAUUGACAAGUUUUUGUUUACUGAAAUUUGUUUGGACAAUAUAAGUACAAACAAUAUUAAUAAUAUAUAUUUUUACUUAAAAUUACAAGAUAUUCCAAGAAUAAUGCCAAAGUCAUCUGUGGAGUUAGAAAGCAAAAAUGAAAAACCAAUAUUUAAUGAUAAAAUUUCUCUUCAGUUAGAAAAUUAUUUUACCCAAAUUAUACUACUCAAAGAUGAACCUAAUAUAAAUGUGCUCAAUACACUAUUUGAAAAUAUUAACCUUGUGUGUUUUGUUGAAAAUCAACUAUUAAAACUUGAUAUUAGUUCUACACAAUUUAAACCUAUUAGAUUGAAAUUUCUGGACAAGAUCAGUGAUAUAUUAUCUAAAAUAAUCAACAAUUUCAAUGAUAAUGAUAAAGAAGAAUUUAUUAAAAUUUGUUCUCAAUAUUAUGAAAGAUUAAGUGUUAUAAAAAAUGAAUUACUGUAUGAAAUAAUUCAACACAAAUCAAACAAACAAAUCAUGCAGAAACUUAAUAAUUUAAGUGACUAUAAAGUUCCUCUCUUAGAUACCAUAAAAGUAUUAGAGUACAAUUCUCUUACCAAACACCAAGUUCUAUGUAUAAAAGCUAAUCAAGUCAUGUUAAAAUUAUGUUUGUUCGAAUAUUGUAAAACUAAUGAUCGAAAAAAAAUUUUAUUGGAGGAAUUAUUAAAUCACUUUGAAAAUAUGGAAAAUCAUAUUUUUUCGCAGCCUUAUAAUUUUUACAAAGUUUCAAAUUUUAUUCAUGGAGUCUACAGUAUAAAUAAUUUAACUGAAGGAACAUUGAUUCGAGUAAACAAAUUGCUAAAACAACUCGCUAAACAUUGGUGCUCUCAUAAAGAUGGUUUUAUAAAAAUUGUAGUACUUUUACAAGAUGCUGUUUUUAGAACUAAUCAGUUUAAAGAAAAUGUAGCUUGUACUAGUAAUUUACUUUUACUUAUAAAAUCAUUGCAAAAAGUUACCUUUGGAAAAAAAUGUGGACCUACAAUGAUUUGUACAUUUGUAGAUUUUUUGGGAAAUUUUGCCAUUUCAAGCUAUGGAUGCUUUGGCACACAAUGGUCAACUGUAAAUGUUGAAUGUUUCAGUCCAGAAUCUCUAUUGAAUUAUUUAAGGAGUCCAUUUGUUGAAGUUAGGAUUGCUGUUGUAAAAUAUUUGUAUAUUAUAUGUGAUGUUUAUGAAAAAAAUCCUAAUGCUUAUAGCAUAAGUUAUAAAGAAAUGAUUAAUAUUGUAUUAAACAAUAUCCAUGAAGGAUUCACAGUAAAUUCUGAUAUUUCUGAAGAAGAACAGGAAGAUGAGCGUUUAAAUAGGACUUCAACAUACAUGCUUUGUAUGCAAGCAUUAAUUUUAACUAGCAAUACAUUUAGAAAAGAAUGUUUGUUUGAAUUACUUUACACUGUCAACAAAAAAAAUCUUGAUAUAAAUUUGUUGUAUAAUUUACUUGAUGGUAUUACUACUGAGUUCAAUUUAAAUUCUUAUAUAACUUUAUUAGAAGAUUAUUUGAGCUAUUUGUUAUGGAAAUGGAAUUCAACAUUUACUAGCCUUAAUGAAUUUCCAUUCAAAAUAUUUGCUUGCAAUACUUUAGAAAUUUUUUACUAUAAAUACAUUUCUAAAGUUUUACCUAUUUUUAUUGUUAGUAAUAAUAUUGAUUCAAUUAAAAAAUUUAAAAACAUAAAUCAAAUUUUAAAGGAAUACUUUGCUCAAAUCUACACUUCAUUAAUGAUUGUUAAAUCAAAAAGUGAUAGCAGUAAUUGUACAGAAACAGAAAGUUUUAUUGAAAAUGUUCUGGGACAAGUAACAUUUAAUGAUCUCAUCAAGUCAUCGUUUACAAAUAUUUUACUACAAUGUACUCAAAUGAUUGAUAUUGAAGAGCAUACUGAUUAUCCAAUUGAAAUAAAUAGAAAACAAUUUUUAAAAAUAAUUAAUAUUUUUCAAGAAAAUCUUAUAAAAAGUAAAGUGUCAUUGCUCAUAAUUAUGUCAAAAAAACAACCAAAUUCAAUUCAAAAUAUUGUUCAUACAUUAUAUGUAAAUAUUUUCAAAAGGACUACCAUAGAUUUAAAAUGUCAGGUUUUUUUUCAAUAUACAAUAUUUAUGAAAAUUCUUAUAGACGAGCUUAUAAAUGAUAUUAGGUUAAAUGACUUUACAUUUUUUCUUGUAAAUCAGUCAGUUCAUGCUGUAGUAAUAUUAUUAAAUCAAAAAAAUUCAGAAAUUAAGUAUCAUGCUUUUGAAUAUUUAGAAUGGCUUCUUAUUAAUCUAAAAAAUAAUUUAUUUUUAAAUAAAAAUUUAUCUCAUUUAUAUAAACUUAUAUUAAAUGUUGUAAAACAUUCUUUAAAAGAACCUUCACCUAUUGAUAAAUUUGCUCACAAAAUAUUAUCUGCCCUUCAAGAGUUUUAUAAUAUUAGUUCAAGUUUGAUUAAUACUAAGACUUUAAACAAGUCUUCUUUGGAUAAAUUAAUUAUGGAUUUUCUUUCGGAACAAACUGAAAUUGAUGAUCCUAUUCAAAGUUUAAAACAGCUGAAAUAUAAACUUAAAACAUCAGAAGAUCAGUUGCAAAUCAUUUAUAAAGAAUUUCUUACCAAACGGGGAUUUUCAGAAGACUGUGCUAAAAGUGUUUUACAUCGUCUAAUUGUUUUACUUAUAAGACUUUCCUGGUUAAAAGAUCAUGAAGUUAAGAUUUUAUCAGCAAGCUGCCUUGGAAUAUUAGGACCCUUGGAUCUAAAAACCCUUAUAUUGCAACCUGAACCUGAAAUAAUAAAGCUUACCCUAGACAUAUCUCCAGAAUAUUCUUUUUUAAAACAUACUGUUGAACUAUUAUUAAAUUAUAUAAGUGAUAGUAAUGUAUCAGUGAUGGAAGCGAGUAAUAAAGCAAUGUUUGAAAUUAUGUCUUCACAAAUAGGAACUUCAUUAAAUAAAGAUUUUGAUUCAAGUAGUGUGUAUCCAUACAAAUUUAACCAAUUUAAAGGACAAGCAUUAACUUGUUUGAAUUUUACUGAAUUUAAAGAAAAAGUAGAUAGAAAUGAUUUAUGGUGUCCUAAAAUUACCAUUUCUACUUCCUAUGAAGUUUGGAUUACAUGUUUAACUAAAACUCUUCUUUCAACUCUUCAGGGAUAUUGUCAAAGUUUACUUCUUAUAGCAGAACAUAAACCAUUAUUUUGUGAGCAAAUUAUACCACAUCUAAUUUUCUUUAUUUUAAAAGAUAAUAGUAACACUCAAGAUAUUUUUGUAAAUCAAAUAAAUAAUUUCUUUUUGAAACAUAGUGAAAUGAUAAAAAUGACAGUUGAUGGCCUUAAAAAUAGUGUUAAUGAAAAUUGUUAUGAUAAUAAUAUUUAUCGAAAUAGAUCAGCUGUUCAAUGUCUUCUUAAUAUUAUUAAUUUUGUUAGACUUCAACAAAAAGGUCCUAUUCAACAUUUAUUACCUGUUGACUAUUUAUAUAUAGCCCAAGCAGCUCAAUUUUGUUCAGCAUUCUUUACAUCUAUAAUGUACUUAGAAUUUUGGUGUGAAAUGGAAUUUAGAAAGAAUAACAUUGAUCGAUGGACUAUGUCAUUUAACCCUGUGGAUGUAAUAUCUGAAAUUUUACCCAAGGAUAUUAGUCUUUUACUACAAUAUAUCCUUAAUAAAGCUUAUAAAAAUAUUGGAGAUUUUGAUGCUAUUGAAGGAUGUGGUUCGUCUCAUCUUUUAACAGUUCCAUCACGUUCAAAUUACUAUCAAAUACUUGGAAAAUGGGAUCAUGUUAUGGAAAAUUGUGACCUACAGUUAAAUAAAAAUACAGUUGAUAAAGAUUACUUAAAUGCUCUUGCCUAUUCUGGAUUGCCAAAUAUUGCACAUAUUUUAAGUAUACAUAGUGAUAAUCCCAAUUAUGAUUAUUGCUGGCAACUUGGUAAAUGGGAUUUACCAUACAAAGGGGAAAAAUCAUUUGAAGCAUUACAUUAUCAUGCAAUGCGAUGUAUUCAUCAGAAAAAUCAUCAAGGUACGAUUCUUUUUUUAAAUGAAGCACGAUUAGCAGUAUUAGAGUCAUUUUCUUGCACCAGUUUAGAAUCAACAGCAAUUGUUUAUACACCUCUAACUAAAUUAAAAAUGCUUGAAGAUUUAGAAGACUUUAUUACCAUAGUAGAUAAAAAUGCUCUAUUGAAAAAUUGGCUUGAUCAAACUUCAAUAAAAACGAAUGACUUUGUAAACUAUAAUCUAAUUCUUACCCAACGUUCUAUUUUAUUGGAUCUAAAUGCUGAAGAAACAGCUGGAAUAUUGAGAUUAAAUAUAGCAGAACUUGCCCGAGAAGAUAAUAAACUUCAAAAAGCUGGAAAUAUAUGUACUAUUGUAUCUUUGAGAAACUAUAAUAAUCAUACUACUUUAUGGGCUAAACUUGAGGAAGCUCGUUUACUAUGGCAAAGAAAAGAUCGCCACAUUGCACGUGUACUUUUAAAACAUGUAGUUGAAGAGCUAGAUAACUAUGAAUAUACAUAUCUUAAUUCAUUGGCUUUACAAUUAUAUGGUUCUUGGAUUGAAGAAACCAAAUCAGAAAAUGCACACUGUAUAAUAAAAAACUAUUUUCAAAAAGCUAUUAAACUUCUAGAUGUGGAGUCUAUCUCUGCUAAAGAACCUGGCUUAGAUUAUAGAAAAGUAUUAUUAGAUGCUCAUAAACGUUUAUCUAAGUAUACAGACACAUUGUAUCAACAAGCAUCAAAAUACUUAAAAGAAGAAGAUCUGCAAAAACGAUUAAGUGAAGUUAAAAAUGUUAAAGAAAAAGGACAUGCUCUUAUAACUAUGGGAAAAUUCACUAAUGAUAUUGAUAGAUGUAAAGCUGGAAGUUUAUUAAUGAAUCAAAGUCGUGUAGAUGAAAGUGAAAUUAGCAAUACAAAUUCUGAAAGAAUAAAUCAUUUGAAAUUAGCUUUACAGAAUUAUUUAAGGUUAAUUGAGCUAGAAAGUGAAAGUGAGCUUCCUAUUUAUAGAAUUUUAUCACUAUGGUUAGAAAAUAAAGAUAAUUUAGAAAUUAACUCAAUAGUUGAUGAGGGAUUUGAAAAAAGUCCAUCUUACAUGUUUAUAUCAGUGCUUCCUCAAUUAGUCGCUCAUUUAUCCUCAUCUGAAGAUAACAAUUACUUUAAUUUAUCAUUAAAAAAACUUCUCGAUCGUUGUGCUAAAGAACAUCCACAUCAUACAUUACCAAUUGUUUAUGCAGUUGCUAAUUCAUGUAUUGAUAGAAAAAUUAAUGGAGAAGAAAUAGAUAAAAAUGAACCCAGAAUUAAUACUGCUAAGCUUUUAAUGACUAAAUGGAGAAAAGAUAAAAAAAUUGGAAAUUUCGUUGUAACUCUUGAAAAAUUAUAUGAGGCUCUUAUAAAGUUGGCAUAUACCAAGUUUAACAAUGCUUCUCAAAAUGAAAAGCACCAAAUUCCUGAUGAAGAGUUACUUAUGAAAAUGAAAAAUAUUGAUUGCUUGUGUCCAGCUUAUACAUUGCCAUUAAAUAAAAAUGGACAAUAUUCAAAUAUUAUCAGUGUAGUAAAUUUUAAGAAUCAUUUUAUAAAUGCUGGUGGUUUACAUCAACCUAAAAAGAUUGAAUGUAUGUGUUCUGAUGGAGAAAGUAGACCAUUGCUAUUAAAAGCCAAUGAAGAUAUGCGACAAGAUGCAGUUAUGCAACAAGUAUUUUUAUUAAUGAAUAGACUUUUUAAAUUAAAUAAAUCUACAUCCCAAAGAAAACUUACUAUAAGAACAUACAAAGUAGUGCCAUUUUCUCAACAAAGUGGAAUUGCUGAAUGGUGCACAAAUACAAUGUCUCUUGGCGAUUAUUUGAUCGGUAGAAACACUAAACCUGGUGCUCAUCAAUUAUAUAGACCAAAUGAUUUACCACCAGGAGAUGCAAGAAGUAUUAUUAAAAUGUCAAAAGAUAAUAAAGAUAGUAAUUUUGCAAGAGAGAAAAAAUAUUUAGAAGUUUGUAAAAAAUUAAAACCAGUAUUCCGGUACUUUUUUUUUGAAAAAUUUGUAUCUCCUUCUAUUUGGUUUGAAAGGCGGCAAGCAUAUAUUCAUAGUGUUGCUACUAGUUCUAUGGUUGGUUAUAUUUUGGGUAUAGGUGAUCGUCAUGUACAAAACAUAUUAAUUGAUAAUGAAACCGCAGAACUUAUACAUAUUGACUUUGGUAUUGCAUUUGAUCAAGGUACACUGUUGACCACUCCAGAAACUGUCCCUUUUAGACUUUCUAGAGAUAUUGAAGAUGGUAUGGGUAUUUGUGGGAUUGAAGGAACGUUUCGAAAAUGCUGUGAAAAAACCAUAGAAGUUUUAAGGCAAAAUCAAGAUGUUAUUGUUACUGUUAUCGAAGUGCUAUUGUAUGAUCCAUGUUAUCAUUGGACUCUAACAACAGAAAAAGCGGCAAAGUUACAAGAUGAUUCAAUAAUUUCUUAUUUGAAACCUCAAGUGGUAGAAAUAAAUAAAUCAGCAGAGAGGUCUUUAAAUAAAGUUCGAACUAAAUUACUUGGCAUGGAAGAUACUGGUAGUAAAAGUAGUAUUAGUGGGCAAGUUAAUAGACUUAUACAAGAAGCAAGAGAUUAUAAAAAUUUAUCACUUUUAUUUCAUGGAUGGCAAGCUUAUUUAUAAAUAUAAUUUUAAGUUUUAAUAAAACAGUACUAAUUAUACGCACUAUAUUUAAAAAUUUUA
Messenger RNA from Daktulosphaira vitifoliae (grape phylloxera), 8626 nucleotides. RefSeq names its product serine-protein kinase ATM (gene tefu). NCBI's taxonomy places the organism in Eukaryota, Metazoa, Arthropoda, Insecta, Hemiptera, Phylloxeridae. Gene Ontology annotation, biological process: DNA repair. Gene Ontology annotation, molecular function: protein serine/threonine kinase activity; protein binding. The transcript is spliced from 51 exons. The coding region runs from base 182 to 8566 and encodes 2794 amino acids. The record is from RefSeq and is a predicted model, not a curated record.